Messenger RNA from Momordica charantia (bitter melon), 1278 nucleotides. Lineage: Eukaryota; Viridiplantae; Streptophyta; Magnoliopsida; Cucurbitales; Cucurbitaceae. The record is from RefSeq and is a predicted model, not a curated record.
AUGUCUUUCGGACUCACUAAUGCCCCUACGGCAUUCAUGGAUCUCAUGAAUCGAGUUCAUAAGGAAUUUUUGGACCUAUUUGUGAUCGUAUUUAUUAACGACAUUUUAAUUUACUCCAAGACAGAAGAACAACAAGAGGGACAUCUGCGACGGGUCCUUACUGCCUUGAGGGGGAAUAGCUUGUAUGUGAAGUUCUCAAAAUGCGAGUUUUGGUUGGAUAAGGUGGCUUUCCUUGGCCACAUAGUCACCAGGGAAGGUAUUGCCGUGGACCCGGCAAAAGUAGAGGCGGUCAGUGGUUGGCCAAGGCCUCCCACAGUGACCGAAAUCCGUAGUUUUCUUGGGCUAGCUGGCUAUUACAGAUGGUUCGUCCAAGAUUUCUCCUGGUUGGCGGCGCCCUUGACUCAGUUGACCCGUAAGAAUGCCACAUUCGCUUGGAGCGAUGGGUGCGAGAAGAGUUUUCAGGAAUUAAGAAGCGUUUGGUCACGGCCCCGGCAGAGGAGGUGGUUAGAACUGGUAAAGGACUAUGACUGUGAGAUCAACUACCAUCCGGGCAAGGCAAACGUGGUGACCGAUGCACUCAGUUGGAGGGCAAUGAGCAUGGCACCUCCGACAGUGCCUCGUAGACCAGUACUAGACGAGUUGGAUCGUUCUGAGGUGGAGUUAGCAGUGGUAGAUGUCUCGGCAGUGUUAGCUCGACUCUCGGUUGAACUCACUUUAAGACAGCAGGUCAUCGCUGCAGAGAAGGGAGACCCCAGCCUGAGCAAGGGUUUUGGUAUAGUGGGCCAAGGGGAUUUUUCUCUUUCUAGAGAUACGGCCCUGCUUUAUCAGGGGAGACUGUGUGUACCAAGAGACUUCUCUUUAAGGAAGGACUUAUUAACCGAGGCUCAUAGUACCCCGUUCUCGGUGCAUCCUGGGAGCACCAAAAUGUACAGGGAUCUUAAGAAGCACUACUGGUGGCACAACAUGAAGCGCGAAAUUGCCCAAUUUAUUAGUAAAUGUCUGACGUGUCAACAAGUGAAAGCCUCAAGACAGAGACAUGCCGGGUUGCUGCAACCUCUGAGUGUACUUAUUUUGGAGGAUAUGUUGAGGGCUUGCGUACUGGACUUCGGUGGUUCUUGGGAAAAAUACCUGUUCUUAACUGAGUUUGCCUACAACAACAGUUAUCAGUCGACCAUUGCCAUGGCCCCAUAUGAAGCUUUGUAUGGGAGGAAGUGUAGGUCGCCGGUUCAUUGGGACGAGGUCGGUGAGAGGGCCCUGUUGGGACCAGAGUUGGUGUAG